AACAUGUUUCUAAUCUCUGAAGAAGCUUCAAAUAAAUCCUACCUUGUUAAAACCCAUGGAUUCUCCUGGAGUUUAGGUGCUUUCUGUAAAACAUAAAACACGCUUUUAUUUUAAGGGCUCGCGGGGCGGAAGUGUCACGCGCCUCCCCACCGCACCUGUUUCCAGCAGUGCUGUACCUGUCCGCCUGUGCUGCUGGCCGUGGUGCUGAAACUGUGACGUACUGCAUUGUCGUUCAUCACGCAUCCUCUCAUCCCCUGCCAUUUUUUGUGCUACUUUCUAACUUGCUAAGCAAGGGGGGUCUCCAUUAGCAGGAGGUGCAGACAAAGAAGAGAGGCAGUCGUAUUGACGGACUGGUCCUUCCCUGGAGAUUUGGGGUCUUCUCACAGACAAGAGGCUGCUAUCAGACAGGCGAUACCAUGUCCGACUUUGACAGCAAUCCGUUUGCAGACCCGGAUUUCAGCAAUCCCUUUCAGGAUCCCUCUGUGACCCAAGUGACACGAUCUGCCCCUCCUGGUGGUCUGGAGGAGUACAACCCCUUCACAGACGCCAGAACGGCAGCACCUGGAAGUGGCCCCAAAUCUGCACCAGCACCCUCCCAGAACACACAGCCUGCCAUAAUGAAGCCCACGGAAGAGCCGCCAGCUUACACACAGCAACAAACUCAGCGGCGAACUGAGGACCAGGCGCGCGCUCAAGCCGAGCUCCUGAGGAGGCAGGAGGAGUUGGAGAAGAAAGCCGCAGAGCUGGACCGUCGGGAGAGAGAGCUACAGACCCACGGAGCAGCAGGUCGUAAAAACAACUGGCCUCCACUUCCAGAGAAGUUUCCCGUUGGUCCGUGCUUCUACCAUGAUAUAGCUGUGGACAUUCCCGUAGAAUUCCAGAAGACCGUAAAGAUUAUGUACAACCUUUGGAUGUUCCAUGCAGGAACUCUUUUUGUGAACAUGUUCGGCUGCCUGUCGUGGUUCAUUGUAGAUGCGUCUCGCGGCGUAGAUUUUGGUUUGGCCAUGCUCUGGUUUCUGCUCUUCACUCCAUGUUCUUUCAUCUGCUGGUACAGACCACUUUAUGGUGCAUUCAGGAGUGACAGCUCAUUCCGCUUCUUUGUCUUCUUCUUCGUCUACAUCUGUCAGUUUGGAGUUCACGUCCUACAAUCUAUCGGCAUCACUGGCUGGGGAACAUGCGGCUGGAUCGCAGCUCUGACUGGUCUGAACACCAACAUCCCAGUUGGCAUCAUCAUGUUGCUUAUUGCUGCUCUGUUCACUGCUCUGUCUGUUGGCUCGCUCAUUAUGUUCAAAAAGGUGCACGCGUUGUACCGAACCACUGGUGCUAGUUUUGAGAAGGCGCAGCAGGAGUUUGCCACCGGCGUCAUGUCGAACAAGACGGUUCAGACUGCAGCCGCCAACGCUGCAGCCAACGCUGCUACCAAUGCUGCUCGCGGGGCCUUCAAAGCUCAUCCUUAAAGACCAACAUCCCCACACACAUUUACACACAGAUUGUCAUAAUGGAGGCGCACAACUCUGGCUUGAAUAUUCUGAAUGUCAGGAGCUCACUCUUCCCUUCAUAGCGGUGAGUAGCAGAGAUUAGCCAGAGUUGUUCAUCUUCUCUAACAUCAGAUCAAAAGUUCCCGUCUCCUGUCCUCGCAUCGAUUAGGUAGCGAUGUGCUGUGGGGUUUUAUCUCUCACACUCUGACGUUCCGCUCCUCCUGUCCUCUCGAGGUGAUCCCAUCAGGCGUAGAUUGCAGCUCUUGGAUUCCCUGUUUUUGUCAUGGUGACUUCCUGCCCGAAAACUUUAGUGUAGCGUUGUGAAAAUCUGAACAUGGUGGUUGGCACUUCGUUCUGUUUCCUCGCUGACCUCUACAGUGCGUGUGCGGGUUUCUGUGCAAAUGUGUGUUUCACUUAAGAAAAUCACUACUUUUUUUUUAGUAAUCCAGCACUUUGACAUUUAAGAUCUGAAAGGUAAACCGUACCUUGUGUAGAUCGGUGUUUCUAUGAUGAGACAAAUACCAUUCUCCCAAUGGUAAACUUUAUUUUAUAAAUAGGAAUCUGUUGCUGUUCGUCAGCAACGCCUCUAACUUGAUCAGCUGUUCUUAAAUCUACGCUGGUCGGGCUCGCCCAGCAACUCCCGAUUGAAAGCAUGACAGCAUGCGCGGCACACCUGAGCUUCAGUCAUUCAGUCACUGCCUUUCUUCAGGCUACACAAGUGGCUUUUUGGGGGAAUGUCUGCCUAACGUUGUCCCUCCCGGUCCUGUGGGAGAUGACUGCAUGUUCUAACAGCUGUGAGAUGAAGGUUGGUUUUAACGGCUUGAUGUGUAUUUUUAUUUUGAAUUGUGCACCCAUUAACACUACUACUCUUCUUUUUUUCUCAUUCAUGUAAAAAAAAUAAUAAUGCUGCUAUAGAUUUUGAGCCUGUUGAUUGGCUCCUCCCACCAUCACAUUUCCUGUUUAUAAUAACCUCACACGAGGAGCUGCCUUUUGUGACAGAUGACCUGAACAUUAACAGAGCUGCAGUCAGGAUUACUCUGCGUAUAAGAAGAGGUAAAAACACUAAUGCUGUGUAUAUGUACCACACACACCUGCAGCCCAUUCUCAUCUGUGCUGUCAGCAGUGGCCAAAAUGAACAUAAAAAGAACUGGAUCCACAUUCAGUGAUGUCACUGUAACACUUUAACUGAUGUGCUGUUUCAACCAGAGGUGGGUAAUUCAUUUUACUUAAGUAACUUUUUUUGUUAAAAAACAUUUUUACUUUCAGUUGAGUAGAUUUAGAAUGGGGAAAAAAUAAAUUAUUUCACUGGAAUGGGUAUUUUCCUCUAGUUUGGUAAAUUUAUACCAUUUAUUCUAAAGACUUUUAAUAUCAGUUCAUGUCAGUGUUUUUCAAAAUCUCAGAAACAACAAACUUAUGUCUACAAUGGUCAAAGCAACGGUGUACAGGUGGCAAAUCAACCUUUAUUUUAUAAACUGUUUACUGAAUGAUAAAACAAUAGACAAACUUGAUUUUUAAUGGUUUAAAUUGGCCAAAUAUUUUUUCUAAAACCUGCAAAAGAUCAACUAUUCUACAUCAGUAUUUAUUCCAGACUUCAGUGAAAGCCUUGUUGACUAAACAAGAUGAUUCUCUUUUAUUCCUUUAAUAUAUCUGGAAAUACCAGUUUAUUUUUGCCAUAAGAUUUAGUCAAAGCUGCCAUUCAGUGUUUUUUUUUUUGCCAUUCAGUUUUAUUAGAGUAAAUAUUUAAGCAGCUUUUACUUGAAGAGCAUUAUUUUGAACUAAAGCCAUUAAAGUUCAUUUCUGGCCAUCCUGCCUGCCUCUGGUAACAACAGUGUAACAACCUGUACAGACUACCAUCCCCUCACAGGGAUUUGAUCGUGUCAUUUAACACACGCCUAACAGGUGUGGCUGCUUAUCUGUGAAAUGGUCCCUAAAGUGAUGGGAAAUAGUUUUUUGGAUCGCACAUUUUGUGUGAAACUUUUUUUUUUUUUUUACUAUUAUUUAUGGUGUUAUUUAAGUUGUUGCAUUUCAGUUGUCUGUAGUUUUGUUGCCGUCAUGGGGUUUUGUAACGACAUGGUCACAGCAUCAGCUUGGCUGCAAACACUGACUUUGUAAAUUGGUCCUGCAAGAAGUGUGCUUGUUGUAUGCGAAUGUUUGAUCGCGAUACGUUUGAGACAAAGAAUAAGCUCCCUAAAGUGUUAUUCUAUAUCCAGAAAAGCUGUGAGAAAUCUACCAAAUGUCCAUAUGGAUUUGUUUUCAAAUCUUGCUUUGUGAUGUGUUCCCCCGUUUUACUGCUUUAGGCUAGAAAAAAAAAACUCAAAUUCACCCACUAUAUCACCUUGUAUUUGUUCUUGAAGCGAUUGUUAUCUGAAGCCAUGUCAUGGUGGUAUUUUUCUUCAUAUCUUUGGCGAGCUGGUCUGCAGCACAGAAUAUGUUUAGAGGUUUGCUGACAUGAGACGACUCUGUUUUCAACUUGUGACCGUGUUACUUCACUGAACCAGAGAAAAACCUCAUCCAAAAGGGACACCUGUAUAUUUUGUAUAGUUUGAUUCCUGUUAUCAGUCACAUGUAAAAAGAAAGUAAUCCUCCCUGUCUGGCCUUUGUUGCAUGUGAAAUAGUUUCAGUUUUGUAUAUUUAUGGUAUUAACAUGAAAUAAAAUUUCAAAGAAAUAUUUGCA
Messenger RNA from Oryzias melastigma (Indian medaka), 4152 nucleotides. RefSeq names its product secretory carrier-associated membrane protein 1. The coding region runs from base 417 to 1457 and encodes 346 amino acids. Gene Ontology annotation, biological process: protein transport. The record is from RefSeq and is a predicted model, not a curated record. The transcript has 10 exons. Gene Ontology annotation, cellular component: recycling endosome membrane; trans-Golgi network membrane. Lineage: Eukaryota; Metazoa; Chordata; Actinopteri; Beloniformes; Adrianichthyidae.